UCGAACGGGCUGGUCUACUACAGUGAAGAAACCACCAUGUGGGUGCAGAGAUUAUUGGGCCGUUCCACGGGAGAACUGCGACUUUGCCGCCAGAUCAGUGCGAGGAUUGUGAACGAAUCGAAUGUCGAGGUGCGGCCGGAGAAGGAGUCCAAGCCGCUGACUUUUCCGGGAGUCUGGCUGCGCGACAAUUGCCUGUGCGAGGAGUGCUUUCAUGGCAGCUCCAAGUCGCGCAAGUUGGACUGGGACAAAUUCGAUACCCGGAUCCGGCCGGUCAGCCUGCAAACCGACGAGCUGGCCCAGGAAGUUUCAGUCAAGUGGAGCGAUGCCCACGAGAGUAGGUUCUCCUUGGGAUGGCUGAAGGAUCGCAGUUUCGAGGGGCGGCGACAGGAGGAGUAUCUGCGUGAGUUCUAUCGCCCAGCGACUCGGCACUGGGCAGGUGCGGAGUUCCAGCAGGUGGCCCAGCACUUCAGCUACGAGGAGGUGAUGUCCAAGGACUCGGUGCUGAUGCAGUGGCUCCAGUCACUGGCCGUCUACGGGGUAGCCCUGCUGCGAGGGGCUCCUCUGGACGAGGGCGUGGUGCGGCGACUGGCGGAACGGGUGGGCUUCAUCCGGCGCACAACCUACGGCGAGGAGUUCGUGGUCCAGGCCAAGCCGGGCGCCCAGAACUUCGCCUACCUCUCGCUGCCGCUGCCCCUGCACACCGACCUGCCGUACUACGAGUACAAGCCGAGCGUCAACAUUCUGCACUGCGUGGUGCAGACCGAGUCUCCCGGCGGCAGCAACAUGCUCGUCGAUGGCUUCCACAUCGCCGACAUCCUGCGCCGCGACCAUCCGGCGGACUUCGAGCGACUCUGCCGCGUCGUGGUCGACUGGAACGACAUCGGCAGCGAGGACGGCCGGGAGUUCCACAACAUCUGGCGGGCGCCGGUCAUCUGCUUGGAUGCCGCUGGGCGGUACACGCGGGUGAACCACAGCGUUCCGCAGCGGGACAGCCACUUCAACGUGCCGCUGGAGGAGGUCCUGCCGUGGUACGAGUCCUACGCCCGCUUCGUCCGCCUGGCGAUCGCCGACAGCCACGCCUUCAAGACGCGCCCCGGCGACGUCCUCACCUUCAACAACAUCCGGCUGCUCCACGGACGAACUGGGUACGACGAUUCGGAGGCCAGUCCGCGCUACAUUGUCGGCGCCUAUCUGGACUGGGACAUCAUCUACUCGCGACUGCGGGUGCUGAAGAAACGAUUGAAGCCGGGGUGCCAAUAAAAGCCAACGCGAGAUGGCAUAUUUUCCAAGCCA
Molecule: messenger RNA, 1293 nt
Organism: Drosophila elegans
Lineage: Eukaryota; Metazoa; Arthropoda; Insecta; Diptera; Drosophilidae
Product: gamma-butyrobetaine dioxygenase
Exons: 2
Coding region: 37-1260 (407 amino acids)
Biological process (GO): carnitine biosynthetic process
Cellular component (GO): mitochondrion
Molecular function (GO): oxidoreductase activity
Source: RefSeq, a predicted model, not a curated record